AUGGCCAACAUCGCACUCGCUCGCGCAUACCAGCAAUCCUUUGAGACCCACCCCUAUACGACGCUCGCCUUCACCAACGGCGCGCUCAACGCCUUCGGAGACGUCGUCGCCCAGUUCACCCAGAAAUUCGUUGAUAAACAAGAGGAGAAACGUCGGUCGACGCACUGGCAUUAUGACAUUCCCCGCACGCUGCGCUUCUUUGCCUUCGGCUUCGGAAUGGGCCCUGUUAUCGGUCGAUGGAACUUCUUCCUUGAAAAGAACUUCCCUUUGCGUACGCUAGGCGGCAAGACUGGCAAGGUGAGCGUGCGUGCGCUCGCCAGGCGCGUCGGCGCCGACCAGCUCCUCAUGGCCCCCAUUGGUCUUUCACUGUUCAUUGGGUCAAUGGGUAUCAUGGAGGGCCGCGACGCAAAGCACAUCGGCCAGAGGUUCAGCGACCUCUACAAGCCCGCUAUCCUCGCCAACUGGCAGGUCUGGCCCCUCGCGCAGCUCGUUAAUUUCCGCUUCAUGCCGCUGCCGUAUCGUGUCCCCUUCCAAUCGACGUGCGGCGUGUUCUGGACGUUGUACCUCUCCCUGCUUAACGCGAAAGAGGACGAAGUCCAGGAUCGCGACGAUGGCAUGCGGCGCACACUGAAGUGA
Messenger RNA from Trametes versicolor FP-101664 SS1, 636 nucleotides. RefSeq lists its product as uncharacterized. Gene Ontology annotation, cellular component: membrane; cytoplasm. Bases 1 to 636 code for a protein of 211 amino acids. The transcript has 7 exons. The record is from RefSeq and is a predicted model, not a curated record. NCBI's taxonomy places the organism in Eukaryota, Fungi, Basidiomycota, Agaricomycetes, Polyporales, Polyporaceae.